Messenger RNA from Pistacia vera, 2526 nucleotides. RefSeq lists its product as uncharacterized. The transcript has 3 exons. NCBI's taxonomy places the organism in Eukaryota, Viridiplantae, Streptophyta, Magnoliopsida, Sapindales, Anacardiaceae. The record is from RefSeq and is a predicted model, not a curated record. Bases 334 to 2286 code for a protein of 650 amino acids.
UUAGACUGCUUAUUAAUAUAAAUCCCCCAGAAGAAGAAGAAUCUUUGAUUGUCACUUUAAUUUGUUUGAGGAAUUCAAGACUACAAGUUUGGACUUGCUAUAAAGCAAAGUGGUCAUCAUAAACUUUACCACUUCCCCUCCUCCUAAAUCUUACAAAUUUUUCUCACUCUCCCAUAAAUCUUCCAUUCCAUCAACUUCACCCCUCUGUCACCCUCACCAUGUCCGUUUCUUCACUUUCAGAGCCCACCUUUUGCCCAUUUUCAAAAUUUUAAUUUAUUUACAUUCUGUUGCAACACUUUUCUUUUAUAUCAGUACUCAAUUUUCGAUAUCACAAUGUCAUGGCAAAACCACAACUCCGAAACGAAGAGUACAGGUCUAAGUAAGAUCAGGAAGCGGGGUUGUUCAUCGUCUUCAUCGUCGUCGUUGGUUCAAAAAUACAGAUUUAAACGUGCAAUUCUUGUGGGGAAGAGAGGUGGUUCUAGCACGCCAGUUCCGACAUGGAAGACCAGCGUCAAGUCUCCAUCUUUAGUAAUGCCAACUGCAGAGCAACAACCCAGUAGUGUUAUGCCUUCUCAGGGAGGAGAUAGAGGCAAGGAAGUCUCGGUUUCAGCGCGAAAACUUGCGGCCACUUUGUGGGAAAUCAACAAAAUCCCUUCUUCUAAAGGGAAGAAAGAGUUGGAGAAACAAGAUUUGAGAAGUAAAGAAAGAGUUUUGAGAGGUUCAGAGUCUGGUACUCUUCCUCCACACUUGUCAGAUCCAUCUUAUAGUCCAAUUUCAGAGGGAAUGGAUCAAUCCAGAGGGAAUUCUUGUCGGAGAAGAAAUUCAGUGUUUUCUCAGAAGCUUCAAGUUCCUGAUUAUGACUUUGGUGGGACAUUGGACUCUCUGAACAAUGCCAGUGUUAUGGAGAUAGAGGCUCAUUCACGAGGCAAGACUCAUGGUGGAUCUAUAACUGCAAUUAAAACCCGUUUGAAGGAUGUUUGUAAUGGCCUAAACGCAUCAAAAGAACUUUUGAAAGUUCUCAAUCGUAUUUGGGGUCUUGAAGAGCAGCAUUCAUCGAGCAUAUCUCUUAUCUCAGCUAUACGGGCUGAGCUUGAUCGAGCUCGUGUUCAAGUUGAUCAUUUGAUUAAAGAGCAGCGGUCUAAUCACAAUGAGGUUGAGUACUUAAUGAAGCAUUUCGCAGAAGAAAAGGCGGCUUGGAAAAGGAAGGAGCGAGACAGGAUUCGCCAUGCCAUAGCAUGCAUAGCAGAAGAGCUUGAGGUGGAGAAGAAGCUUAGGCGACAAACAGAGAGAUUAAACAAGAAGCUUGGAAAAGAAUUGGCAGAGACGAAAUCAUCGCUGUCAAAUGCAAUGAAAGAAUUGGAGAGUGAGAAGAGGGCAAAAGAGAUAUUGGAGCAAGUUUGUGAUGAGUUAGCUAGAGGCAUUGGAGAAGACAGAGCCGAGGUAGAAGAGCUAAAGAGAGAGUCAGUUAAAGCUAGAGAAGAGGUUGAAAAGGAGAGGGAGAUGCUUCAACUUGCCGAUGUUUUGCGUGAGGAGAGAGUCCAGAUGAAGCUCUCAGAUGCUAAGUACCAUUUUGAGGAGAAAAAUGCAGCUGUGGAAAGGCUAAGAAAUGAGCUUGAGGCCUACUUGAGAACCAAAAAAGGAGAAGAAAAUAGAGAAUUGUCUCCGAAUUUCGAGAGAAUCAAGGAUCUUGAAGCUUAUUUGAAGAAAAUCCAAUUUGGUUUAUGUGAAAAUACAGAGACAAAGGAGUAUGAAGGGGAAGUAGACAAUGGAGAUGAGCAUGAGGGAGAUGACUCAGCUGAUAGUGAUCUUCAUUCCAUUGAAUUAAACAUGGACAAUAGUAACCGGAGCUAUAACUGGAGUUAUGCUCAAGAUGAUAUGAAGAGAGUCUCAGUUGAUAAAGGAAUCAAAGGGAGGAAAUCUAUUGAGAAAAUUCAAUGGGGAAGCAUUUGCUUGGAAAGAGGAACUUCUAAUGGUAUGGAUUGGAACUACAAGGAACAUUCAGGUGAACUUGACAGGGAAAGAUUAGCAGAGAUUGUUUCGCAAACUCAAACACAAGAACUUGCAGACGAAAUCAAGAGAUACCGAUCAAUCAAAAGUCUUCGAGAUCAUAUUCUAUCUGGUUCCAAGAUGGCAUCUUUUCAAAGCUUUGCAAGUCCAACGCGCCAAUGGGGCCAAUCCUUGCCUCAGCAGGAUCCUGGAAGUGAAGGUCGGGAAAGUCAGGGCGAUGCCUUGAAUCACAAGCUAGUGGAACCAUCAACAAGUGAAUGCAGGAUUUCAACAAGUUGAAGACAAAAAUCUCCACUUUUGAUCCUUGUUUUAACUACUGUUUUGUUUGCAAAUUGCAAUUCCCUGGAGAAUAUUCCCAUUAACGAAUGUAUUUGUGUUAAUGAAUAUGUAAGCAAGAUGUAUAUAGAAUAUUAUGCAAGGCUGUAAGGUCUGGUAAAGCUACUGCAGAGCUUGUUCUGAGUCCUUUAAGUUUUGAAGUAUGUAUUCUUUUUCAAGGAAUUUCAUGAAAAGCAUAUCAUG